This is a messenger RNA of Drosophila navojoa, 986 nucleotides long. It is a transcript of the gene Adar, whose product is annotated as Adenosine deaminase acting on RNA. The record is from RefSeq and is a predicted model, not a curated record. Gene Ontology annotation, biological process: RNA processing; adenosine to inosine editing. Gene Ontology annotation, cellular component: cytoplasm; nucleolus. NCBI's taxonomy places the organism in Eukaryota, Metazoa, Arthropoda, Insecta, Diptera, Drosophilidae. Gene Ontology annotation, molecular function: tRNA-specific adenosine deaminase activity; adenosine deaminase activity; double-stranded RNA adenosine deaminase activity.
ACGAAGAUCGAAUCAGGAGAAGGAACAAUACCAGUAAAAAGCAGCGAUGGCAUUCAAACGUGGGAUGGCGUACUACAGGGUCAGCGUCUAUUAACAAUGUCAUGUUCGGAUAAAAUUGCUCGCUGGAACAUUGUGGGUAUUCAGGGCUCGCUAUUGUCUGCUAUUAUCGAGCCAGUUUAUCUGCAUUCCAUUGUAUUAGGAAGUUUGUUGCAUCCGGAACACAUGUACCGCGCCGUGUGCGGACGAAUUGAAAAGUCUAUACAGGGUCUACCACCCCCGUAUCAUUUAAAUAAGCCACGUCUUGCUUUAGUUACCUCUGCAGAGCCACGAAAUCAAGCUAAAGCGCCGAACUUUGGCAUUAAUUGGACCAUUGGUGACACUGAACUUGAGGUUGUCAAUUCGUUAACCGGGCGAACUAUUGGCGGCCAAGUAUCUAGGAUUACAAAACAAGCCUUCUUUGAUAAAUAUGGAUUUUUGAUGAAAAACUUACCGGGUAUGCCAAAUCGCAAGGUCACUAAGGAUUACGGAGAGACUAAGGCAGAUGUCAAGGACUACCAGACGGCUAAGCAAGAGCUGUUUUCUGCAUUCAAACGAGAAGAUCUUGGCAGUUGGCUGAAGAAACCAAUUGAACAAGACCAGUUCGGACUUGUGGAAUGACUGCACUCAGCUUUACCAUUAUCUGGAUACAUACGUAUGACAGUACAUUUUUUAAUAAAAGACAGCAACAACGGCAAGCAAUUAAUAGAUUUAGAUAAUAUAGUUUAUAAAAAAACUUGCGCGGCAGACUGCAAUUUUAGUUUUGUUCAAUCAAAUGAAUCCCCAUUAAAUUUGAUUGAUAACCUGCCGGUGAAGCAUCGGAUUAACAACGACAGACAACUAGUUUCAAAUAUUGGAACAAUGAGAGUUUUCAGUAGAAUAUUUCUAGAAUAGAAUGUAGUUUUUAUGCUGGAACUAAGUAAAGAAGUAUUAUGGCGUUUUACUUAAAA